Molecule: messenger RNA, 813 nt
Organism: Cokeromyces recurvatus
Lineage: Eukaryota; Fungi; Mucoromycota; Mucoromycetes; Mucorales; Mucoraceae
Product: ribosomal protein L30, ferredoxin-like fold domain-containing protein
Exons: 2
Coding region: 23-781 (252 amino acids)
Biological process (GO): maturation of LSU-rRNA from tricistronic rRNA transcript (SSU-rRNA, 5.8S rRNA, LSU-rRNA)
Cellular component (GO): cytosolic large ribosomal subunit
Molecular function (GO): RNA binding; structural constituent of ribosome
Source: RefSeq, a predicted model, not a curated record
UUUAUUUCUUCAUAUAUAAAGUAUGGGGUAUAGUACACCUUCCCAUAAACAAAUAUGUGUUCCGGAAACACUUUUAAAAAAGAGAAAGACGAUAGAAAAGACAGAUGCACAAAAGGCACAAGACGCAUCACAGGCGGCAAAAGAAAAACGAGACAUUCGUAAGAUCAUCUUUAAGAAAGCGGAUACCUAUAUAAAGGAAUAUAGGCAACGAGAGAAUGAUGAUAUUCGAUUACGCCGACAAGCAAAGAACAAGGGUCAUUUUUAUAUACCAGCUCAACCUAAACUUUUAUUUGUUAUCCGUAUCAGUGGUGUGAAUGACUUGAACCCUAAAGUGAAAAAGGUAUUACAGCUAUUUCGAUUGUUACAGACGAAUAAUGGUGUCUUUGUUCGUGUCAAUAAAGCUACAAUGGAGAUGUUGCAGAUAGUUGAACCGUAUGUUACUUAUGGUUCACCCAACUUGAAGACAGUACGUGAAUUAAUAUAUAAAAGAGGAUAUGCAAAAGUAAAAGGCCAAAGAUUAGCCAUUUCGGAUAAUCAGAUCAUUAGUGAUAAUUUGAAACAGUUUGGUAUCAUCUGCAUUGAGGACGUUAUUCAUGAAAUAUUUACAGUGGGUGAACAUUUCAAACAAGUAAAUAACUUUCUUUGGCCUUUUAAACUGAGUAAUCCUAAUGGGCAUAAAAAGGUCAGUUGGAAGCCAAGAAAAUCUAAACAUUAUGUUGAAGGUGGUGAUGCUGGUGAUCGUGAAUUUGAUAUUAAUAAAUUAAUUCAAUCCAUGAAUUGAUGUGGAUACCCCUCCUUUUCUUUUUUUUUUUU